This is a messenger RNA of Setaria italica (foxtail millet), 1849 nucleotides long. RefSeq names its product pachytene checkpoint protein 2 homolog. Gene Ontology annotation, molecular function: ATP binding; ATP hydrolysis activity. The transcript is spliced from 14 exons. The record is from RefSeq and is a predicted model, not a curated record. The coding region runs from base 66 to 1511 and encodes 481 amino acids. Gene Ontology annotation, cellular component: nucleus; chromosome. Lineage: Eukaryota; Viridiplantae; Streptophyta; Magnoliopsida; Poales; Poaceae. Gene Ontology annotation, biological process: meiotic recombination checkpoint signaling; reciprocal meiotic recombination.
UCCCCAAUCCCCAAAUCCCCCAAACCCUAGAAAAAUCUCUCGCGCGGAGCUCGGUCCCGCCCGCCAUGAGCGCCCCUAUGGAGAUCUCCUUCUCCGCGCCCCCGCCCCCGCCCCCGCCCCCUCCGGACGCCGCAUGCACCGUGGUGACCGCCCCGUCGCUGGUGCCUGCCGCCGCGGUCUCCUCCUCGCCGCCGUUGCCACCGCAACAGCAGGCGGAGGCGGCCGUGGUUGCUCCUUCCCCGGCCGACGAAAAGGUCCUCGUCUCAGUUGAGGUACUGCUGCACGCCACGAGCGCGGCUCGCCACGAAGACGUCCAGGUGGCGGUCGAGAGGAUGCUAGAAGCUCGAAGCUUAAGCUAUGUUGAUGGGCCUGUGCCGAUUCCUGCUGAUAAUUCUUAUCUUCUUGAAAAUGUCAAAAGGAUCCAAAUCUGUGACACUGAUGAGUGGGUUGAAAAUCACAAAGUUCUCUUAUUUUGGCAAGUCAAGCCUGUUGUGCAUGUGUUCCAGCUGAGUGAAGAUGGUCCUGGUGAGGAACCAGGUGAGGAUGAUACACUCUCAAGCUUCAACGAGUGGGCCUUGCCUGCCAAAGAAUUUGAUGGUUUGUGGGAAAGCUUACUGUAUGAAGUUGGUCUCAAGCAGAGGUUGUUGAGAUAUGCUGCCAGUGCUUUGCUUUUUACUGAAAGAUGUGUGGACCCAUAUCUGGUUUCAUGGAACCGGAUUGUACUCUUGCAUGGUCCACCUGGAACAGGGAAGACCUCCUUGUGUAAAGCACUAGCACAGAAACUUUCUAUUCGCUUCAAAUCAAGGUAUUCUAUGUGUCAAUUGAUUGAAGUGAACGCUCAUUCAUUGUUCAGCAAGUGGUUUUCUGAAAGUGGAAAACUGGUAGCCAAACUUUUCCAGAAGAUCCAGGAGAUGGUGGAGGAAGAAAGCAACUUGGUAUUUGUAUUGAUAGAUGAAGUUGAAAGCCUUGCUGCUGCCAGACAAGCUGCCAUAUCUGGCUCUGAACCUUCAGACUCCAUUAGAGUUGUGAAUGCGCUGCUAACACAAAUGGACAAACUGAAGUCCUGGCCAAAUGUUAUCAUUUUGACAACAUCAAAUAUCACUACAGCGAUUGAUAUUGCAUUUGUUGACAGGGCAGACAUUAAGGCAUAUGUUGGACCCCCUACGCUUCAAGCACGAUACGAGAUCUUGAGGUCAUGCAUACAGGAACUUUUAAGAGUUGGUAUUCUUACAUAUCCUCAGGGCGGUAGUGUGCCAUGUAUUCUGAACUAUUCAACCCUGAAGGAGAAAAAGCACUGUCCUGAGGCUGUAGAACCCCAUGGCGCGCUUCAUCUCUCGAGUUUACUCUAUGAAGCUGCAGAAUUGUGCGAGGGACUUAGCGGACGGUCAUUGAGAAAACUCCCUUUUCUGGCACAUGCCUCUGUCGCCAACCCUUCGUGCUGCGAUGCUUCUACUUUCAUGCAUACAUUGAUACAAACUGCAAAAAGAGAGAUCUUGGAGUCGCGUGGUUAGUUCAAGCUUGAUGCCUUUUGACUUUUUUUGGAGGAGCAAAAUGCUAACAGUCCAUUCAGAGUGCCAUGCCCCUGAAUCCCCGAUAUGGUCAGGAUAGAUGUACAAUCGUCUAAGGUUGCUAAAAGCACAAGAAGAACCAUUCUGUCUCUAGGGUUAGGUUAAGAGUUUCAGAACAGAUGCAAUCUGUGCCUCUCUGAUUGCUGUUUCAGUACAAUUGAUCUUCUGUAAAUCUUUACACAGUACGAGAAUCAGUACCGUGAGGGACGUCAUGCUGUCGUCCAUUGCAAAUUAGUGACAUAUUCUGGUGACUGAAAUCAGGGUUGUUUCCUUCCCUGCAA